Lathyrus sativus (Indian pea) is the source of this 978-nucleotide messenger RNA. The record is from the annotation of a GenBank genome assembly. Lineage: Eukaryota; Viridiplantae; Streptophyta; Magnoliopsida; Fabales; Fabaceae.
AUGGCACAGCAAUCGGAAUCGGAGAUUCCCCCUAAUUUCUGGGGCCACAUGCCCGAAGAGGAGUACUACACCUCCCAAGGAGUCACCAACACCAAAUCCCACUUCGAAACCCCCAACGGCAAAAUCUUCACACAGUCCUUUCUCCCACUCGAUGGCAAAAUCAAAGCCACCGUUUACAUGACUCACGGCUACGGCUCCGACACCGGCUGGCUCUUCCAAAAAAUCUGCAUCACAUUCGCCACCUGGGGUUACGCCGUCUUCACCGCCGAUCUCCUAGGUCACGGCCGUUCUGACGGCCUCCGUUGCUACCUCGGCGACAUGGACAAGAUCGCAUCCACCUCACUUUCUUUCUUCCUCCAUACCCGCCGCAGUCCUCCCUACACCACCCUCCCGGCGUUUCUCUUCGGGGAGUCCAUGGGCGGUUUAGCCACAUUGCUGAUGUACUUCCAAUCAGAACCGGACACGUGGACGGGUUUGAUAUUCUCCGCGCCGCUUUUUGUGAUCCCCGAGGAUAUGAAACCUAGCAAGGUUCAUUUGUUUGUGUACGGUCUCUUGUUUGGUUUGGCGGACACAUGGGCGGCUAUGCCUGAUAACAAAAUGGUUGGAAAAGCGAUUCGCGAUCCGAAUAAGCUGAAGAUAAUCGCUUCUAAUCCGAGGAGGUAUACGGGCCCACCUAGAGUGGGGACCAUGAGGGAACUUCUUAGGGUUACUCAGUAUGUGCAAGAUAAUUUCUCUAAUGUAACGGCGCCGUUUCUUACUGCACAUGGAACUGCUGAUGGGGUCACGUGCCCUUCUUCUUCGAAGCUUUUGUAUGAGAAGGCUUCAUCUAAGGAUAAGACUUUGAAGCUUUAUGAUGGGAUGUAUCAUUCUUUGAUUCAAGGGGAACCUGAUGAGUCUGCUAAUCUUGUGUUGGGGGAUAUGAGGGAGUGGAUUGAUGAGAGGGUGAGAAGGUAUGGGCCAAGUAACAAUUCUCUGUAA